Brassica oleracea var. oleracea is the source of this 1618-nucleotide messenger RNA. Its product is annotated as glucan endo-1,3-beta-glucosidase 12-like. NCBI's taxonomy places the organism in Eukaryota, Viridiplantae, Streptophyta, Magnoliopsida, Brassicales, Brassicaceae. Gene Ontology annotation, molecular function: hydrolase activity, hydrolyzing O-glycosyl compounds. The record is from RefSeq and is a predicted model, not a curated record. Bases 52 to 1437 code for a protein of 461 amino acids. The transcript is spliced from 3 exons. Gene Ontology annotation, biological process: carbohydrate metabolic process. Gene Ontology annotation, cellular component: plasma membrane.
CAACAGCUUCGCCUCAUCCGAAAACACAAACAUUUCUCAAUCUCUGCGACAAUGGCCGUCUUAGUUCUCUCUGUCCUAAUACUCUCAUGCUUCUCAGCAAUCCCAUUCACACAUGCAGAUUCUGGGAUGAUCGGUGUGAACUACGGCCGGAUAGCAGACAACCUCCCGGCGCCGGAGAAGGUGGUUGAGCUUCUGAAAUCCCAAGGAAUCAACCGCGUCAAGCUUUUCGACACCGACAAAACCGUCCUAAUCGCGCUCGCAAACUCCGGCAUCAAAGUCGUCGUCUCGCUCCCCAACGAGAAUCUCACCGCCGCCGCCGUGGAUCAGAGCUACACCGACAAAUGGGUCCAGGAGAACGUGAAGAAGUACACGCCGGCGACUGAUAUCGAAGCGAUCGCCGUCGGGAACGAAGUGUUCGUCGAUCCCAAGAACACGACGAAGUACCUCGUCGCAGCUAUGACGAACGUUCACAGCUCUUUGGUUAAGUUCAAUCUCGACGAAUCGGUUAAGAUCUCGUCGCCGAUUGCGUUGAGCGCGUUGGCGAAUUCGUAUCCACCCUCCGCCGGUUCGUUUAAACCGGAUUUAAUCGAACCGGUUAUUAAACCAAUGCUCGAUCUCCUCCGCAAAACGUCGUCGCAUCCGAUGGUGAAUGCUUACCCGUUCUUCGCGUACGCGGCUAACGCCGAUAAGAUCCCGUUGGAUUACGCGUUGUUCAAGGAGAACGCCGGCAAUGUAGAUUCCGGUAACGGUUUGAAGUACAACAGUCUCUUCGACGCGCAAAUCGACGCCGUUUACGCAGCCAUGGCCGCCGUGGGAUUCAACGACCUCAAGCUCGUGGUGACGGAGACGGGAUGGCCUUCUGCAGGAGACGAGAACGAGAUCGGCGCCGGCUCGGCUAACGCGGCGGCUUAUAACGGCGGGUUAGUGAAAAGAGUGUUGACGGGUAACGGAACGCCGUUAAAACCGAAUGAGCCGCUUAACGUCUAUCUGUUCGCUCUAUUUAACGAGAACCAGAAAACGGGGCCCACGUCGGAGAGAAACUACGGGUUGUUUUACCCGAACGAGAACAAAGUGUACGACGUUCCGUUCUCCGCUACGGUAACGCCGGUGAGCGAUAGCAAAGUGAAGGUCCCGGUGAAUACGCCGUCGCCGCACGUGGGACAGACGUGGUGCGUGGCGAACGGGAAGACGACGAAGGAGAAGCUUCAGGAAGCUCUCGACUACGCUUGCGGCGAAGGAGGCGCUGAUUGCCGUCCGAUUCAAAAGGGUGCCACGUGUUACGAUCCGGAGUCGUUAGAGGCGCACGCUUCUUACGCGUUCAACAGUUACUAUCAGAAGAACUCACGUGGUAUUGGCACGUGUGACUUUGGUGGUGCAGCGUACGUGGUCUCGCAACCUCCCAAGUACGGGAAAUGCGAGUUUCCAACCGGGCAAUGAAAUGGUUAUGGAGUAUCGAGCGGAUUAAAUUAGUAGCAUUUUCUCGUUAUUUAUUUAAGAGUACACUGUUUUCUCAUUCGAGUAAUGAUUAUUUAUUUAUUUAUAUGCGUAGAAUUCAUUUCGCUAUUGUAUAUUUGGCUGGUUUCAUCGUUUAAUAGAGUUCUCAGUAUUUUUUUCUUAA